AUGUCACGCACUGCGCAAGUUGCUACCAUCAAAUCUGGCGCCGAGGUGUGCACCUCUGGCGUCAACGGCCAACUGGAGGAGGAGGAGGCGGAGAUCGUCGUCAGCUCCGUGUCGAACCAUGCCGGUCAGGUGGAGCGCAUGCUUCUCACAGAGCGCGGCGAUCCGUCCGUGCCCCCGCCGAAUUGGGAAGCGUUGUGCAGCUCUGCACUCUUUGACGAGAACGGAAAGACGCGUCCUGAGGUGGUGCGCGAGCACUUCCGGAGGGAGGGGCUGCUGCAGGAGGCGGAUGCCCUUGCGAUUAUUACCAAGUGCGCACUGAUAUGGCGAGACGAGCCGAACGUGCUGCACCUUGAUGAUCCGGUGGUCAUCACUGGCGAUAUUCACGGCCAAUUUUUUGACUUACUGAACCUCCUCUCCAUCGGCGGCGACCCGUCCGAGCAGAAGUAUAUCUUUCUGGGAGACUAUGUGGACCGUGGGUGCUUCGGGAUGGAGGUGAUUCUGCUGCUGAUGUGCUACAAGAUCUGCUACCCCAGCACCAUUGUCAUGCUGCGCGGCAACCACGAGAGUCGCCACCUGACGGCGUACUUUAACUUCAAGCGCGAGGUGCUGUACAAGUACUCUAUCGCCGUGUACAAUGCUAUGAUGUCCGCCUUCGAUUGCAUGCCGCUUGCGUGCAUCCUCAAUAACCGAUUCCUGUGCGUGCACGGCGGCUUGUCGCCGGAGCUGAAGCGGAUCUCGGACAUUAGUGCGAUUCACCGCUUCCGCGAGCCGCCGUCGUCUGGACCGAUGUGCGACCUGCUGUGGGCAGACCCGCUGGACGAGAAAGAGGAGGACCCUGCGGCGCCACAGCUCUUCGUGCCCAACACAACCCGCGGCUGUUCCUAUGUCUACAGCAACACCGCUGUCUGCAGGUUCCUGCAGGAGAACAGCCUCAUCACUGUCAUCCGCGGCCACGAAGCCCAGAAUGAGGGCUACCACUUGUACAAGAAGACAGGCAGGGGGUUUCCCGCGGUGAUUUGCAUCUUUUCCGCGCCGAACUACUGCGACACGUACAACAACCGCGCCGCAAUCGUGAAGCUGAGCCGCAAUAUCAUGAGCAUCUGCCAGUUCAACAGCAGCCCCCACCCCUACUACCUGCCCAACUUCAUGAAUGCCUUCACUUGGUCGCUGCCGUUCGUCGAGGAGAAGCUGCUCGACAUUGGGGCAAACGUCUUGCACCUCAUCGGUGUAAACGGAGAUCACAUUCUCGUGGACGAAGUGAAGGGGAUGGCCGCACAGGGACCUGGGGGGAACGCAGAAAGUAGCGAUGAUAGCGGCGUGGAGCAGCGGGGCGAGCACAUUCGCAAAAAAGUACUGGAAAUGAAGAAGCUCUCCCGCAUGUUUUGCACAUUGGGCGCGGAAAAAGAGGGCAUUGGUCAGCUCAAGGGACUGGCAGGUGGCACGCCACCGUGUGGCUCAAGUGAUGUACAGGCGGCCAUCAGCGACUUUCAGCACUCGAAGGAUAUGGAUGCUGUGAAUGAGCGCUGGCCGGAUUCUCCGCUCGAGGACGACGCUGCACUGCAGUUGAAUGUGGCGACCAAAGCCCUUCAGUGUGGCGUCCUUGAGCACCAGCAGCAGGCGAGCCAUACGUGGACGCCUUAA
This is a messenger RNA of Leishmania braziliensis MHOM/BR/75/M2904, 1641 nucleotides long. Its product is annotated as putative serine/threonine protein phosphatase. Gene Ontology annotation, cellular component: cytoplasm; calcineurin complex. Gene Ontology annotation, biological process: calcineurin-mediated signaling. The transcript has a single exon. Bases 1 to 1641 code for a protein of 546 amino acids. Lineage: Eukaryota; Euglenozoa; Kinetoplastea; Trypanosomatida; Trypanosomatidae. Gene Ontology annotation, molecular function: calmodulin-dependent protein phosphatase activity; calmodulin binding. The record is from RefSeq and is a predicted model, not a curated record.